AAUUGUAUUUAAGCCUCGGUGCUACAUGAAGCUCAUUUUGAAACAAUGCAAGUUAAAAACAAUAUUUUGUAUAUAUACUGCCAUCCCUGAAUAAACCCCUGCCCCCCUCUUGCCACCCCAUAAAUAUUUUUCUAGAUCCGCCCCUGCCCACAGGAACAUAAAGUCCUCUCUGUCUUAGCUGUUAAUUCAGACCAGGAGAUUGUAAGCAGCUGAUGGCAUGGAGACUUUGAAGGAUUUUGGUUUCUUUCUUUUCUCCAGUCCUACCACUGUACUUGGAGUAGGCCUCCUUUUGAUCAUCCUUUAUUUGGUGACUGUUGGUUCUUCCUCCAGAGAAACGGGUAAAGAACCUCCAGGACCGAAGCCUCUGCCUCUGCUUGGCAACCUGCUGCAGCUUGAUCUCCAGAGACCCUACAAAACACUGUGUGAGCUUUCCAAGAAACAUGGGUCUGUGUUUACUAUUUAUCUUGGACCAAAAAGAGUGGUUGUUCUCGCCGGGUACAGGGCAGUCAGAGAGGCUCUGGUCAGCUAUGCAGACGAAUUUGGAGAAGAGAGAAAUCGCACCUAUAUUUGAUGAAAUAAUCAAAGG
Poecilia reticulata (guppy) is the source of this 586-nucleotide messenger RNA. NCBI's taxonomy places the organism in Eukaryota, Metazoa, Chordata, Actinopteri, Cyprinodontiformes, Poeciliidae. The record is from RefSeq and is a predicted model, not a curated record.